AUGCCAGUAGCAUUAUUAAAAGAAAUUACUCGUACUUGGAUAUUAGGUUCAUUUAUAUGCGAUGCAUGGAUAUUUAUCGAUUUAUUAUGUUGUACUGCGUCUAUAUUACAUUUAGUUGCUAUUGCAUUAGACAGAUAUUGGGCUAUUACCAACAUAGAUUAUGGAACAAAGCGGACACCCACUCGAAUUAUAAUAUCAAUAACAAUUAUAUGGUGUACAUCAAUUUUGAUAUCGAGUGCACAUUUAUUUCCAAUAUUUCGAGUUAAAAAAGGGCGACCGUACGAUCAAUGUCAUCUUAUUGGAACAAUAGCCUAUACUAUUUUAUCAACAAUUGGCGCAUUUUAUAUUCCAUUGAUAGUUAUGUGUAUUAUUUAUUGGAAAAUUUUUCAAGCAGCUAAAUUUCGCAUUAGAAAGAAAGCAUUUAGUCGUCCACAACCACCACCUGUUCAAACACCAGAUAUUAGAACAAAUAAUAAUAAUAAUAAUAAUAAUAAUAAUGAUAAUAAUAAUCACAAAUUAUCUAUACGAUUUCACAAUAAACAAACAACAAUACCAACAGAAAAUCAUCAGUAUUCCGAUAUUGAAAAUGAACAACCAUCAACAUAUUCCUCAUCUCACGAUCAAGCAUCAAACAUAGCAACACCCAAUUGUCAUAACAACAGUAACAAAAUAUCACAUUAUCAACAACACGAUGGUGAUUAUCAAGUAUCAGCAAUACCAUCUUCCACUCCGCUAGCUAAAGCAUCCUUUCAUUUACUAAAUCGGAAAAAACGUUCAAAACAAACAAUCACAAAAACAACAGCACGCUCUCAACUAAAUAACGUACAACAAUUUGUAACAACUACAUAUGAUGCUCCUACUUCGCCUACCACAGCACCAUCGUCACCAUCAUUAAGCUUUCAUAGUCCUAGUGGUAUUCAAGUGUCAACAACAAACCGUCUACCAAAUUAUUAUUCAUCCCCUUCACUGUCACAAAAAAUUUUUAAUACGAACGAGAACAAUAACAACGAUGAGGAGGAUGACAAUAUUCAUCAGAUGAACACUCCAAUUCAGUCUGUCUCUUCCACACGACGUCUUUUGAAAAAAAGUGAUACGAACGAUAAACGAAAGGUUUCAUUGUGUGAACAAGUAUCGUUUAAUUUAGCUGAAACUGAAUUAUUGACACCAUCUUUCCACAUUCACAGUAAUAACAUUUCUGAAUCCUUAACAUCUGUUCUAACAACAGUAAAUCCAUUGAUAGAGAAACCGACACACAUUAUUGUCGAUGAAAUACCCGCAAAAAAAUUAUCAAUAUCAAUGGGCACUCAUACAGAUGUGAUACUACCACAUCAGACGAAUAAUACGGCUACGACGCCAACCAAACCAAAACAUCAUGUACGAAAAAAAAUUGAUAUUAAACGUGAACGUAAAGCAUCAAAAGUAUUAGGCGUUGUUAUGGGCUGUUUCAUUGUAUGUUGGUUACCGUUUUUUAUUGAAGAACUUGCAAUGGGUAUAUUUCAUUUUACAAUUAAUGAAAAAUUCAUUAGUGUACUUACAUGGCUAGGAUAUCUUAACAGUCUACUAAAUCCAGUAAGAAUUUAA
Messenger RNA from Didymodactylos carnosus, 1581 nucleotides. The record is from the annotation of a GenBank genome assembly. Lineage: Eukaryota; Metazoa; Rotifera; Eurotatoria; Philodinida; Philodinidae.